GCGUCACACAGCGCUUGACUUCUAUAACAAGUGCUACUGAACCAAAACAAACGAUUUCAAGGUCGCGCAGCAGCCAGCUGAUUCAGUGCUGGCCAUUGUGCAUCGCCAGCUGCGAGAAGACAGCGUCUGCUCCAGAAAAAUGACAUCUCCGAAACAAGUGCUGAAGAGCGUGGGCCCGAAGCUGGUGCCGUUCUUCAAGACGGUGGCCAUCUACUUCGUGCUGUUCAUCCCGGUGGAGCGGCCGUCGUGGGCGGCCACGCUCGUCAAGUGCCUGCCCAUCGUCUGCCUCAUCGGCUUCGUCCUGCUGCACGGCAUCAGCCUCGGCGAUGAGUACACGUUCUCCCGGCGCAUCCUGACGGGGCUGGCGUUUUCCUGCCUGGGGGACGCGUUGCUGGUGUGGCCUCACUACUUCCUGCACGGCAUGGCAGCCUUCGGCGUGGCGCAGCUCAUGUACACUGCCGCGUUCGGCUUCAAGCCGCUCAACGUCCAGCUGGGCGCUGCUCUUUACGCCCUGUGCGCAACUGCUGUAGUAAUUUUGAUGCCUGGUCUGAGUGGUGUCUUGAUGAUUGGAGUUCCCAUCUACAGCAUUCUGUUGGUUACAAUGGCAUGGAGAGCUAUUGCUAGAGUACAGUUCUUUGAGGAGCUUUGGACUUGGACAAAAUUAUGCUCAUGUGCUGGGGGCAUUGUAUUUGCUAUUUCUGAUGCACUGAUUGGAUUCCAUCACUUUCACCAUCCAAUUCCACAUUCUCAGGCCUUGAUAAUGAUUACGUAUUAUGCAGCUCAGCUGGGAAUAGCUCUCAGCGUUGUAGAUUCGAAGGACAGUUAUGAUAAAACUAAGACUAUUACUUCAAGUGAACCAGCAAAUACAAAAAUCAGGAUAGCAAUUCCACAGAGCUCAUCAUCUCACUGAUAGUAGGUAGUGGACUAACUGGUGGAGCAAUGUGAAACUCUGCAGAUGCUGAGCUUCAACAGCAGAUUACAAUAUCCAUGGUUAAUUACUUGAAGAGAUCUGUCAGAAGAUUCCUUUUUAAAUGUGGUGUUUACACACUUUGAAAGGAAAAACUGAAGAAAUUUCAUUGUAACCAGUUUAUUUAUUUACUCUUAGAGAGUGUUUAAUGUCUUUCUUUAGUAAAUGGUGUUGUUCAUUAUACACACUUUUUAAGUAAUUUUAUAACUGUAUAAGGCAUUUGAAUCCUGUAAAAUGUAAUUCAUGUUUUUACAGUAUGGUAGAGUAGUAUUAGGAAAAUUCAUGAGAAAAUUCAUAAAAAGUGGCAUCAAAGGUGCAGUUGCCUUAAAUAAACAACAUAUUGCACAAUGAAUAAUUGUUGUGCAAAAAGUAAAAAAUGAAGACUGUGGUACAAUUUAAAUUUGUCUUAUUUAAAAAAUGAGAGGUACUAGAUAAUUAAUGGAACUGAACUGAAAAAAAAUUUGGAAAUUACAAAUAAGUCAUGUUACAGGUGUCCAUGUCUUUAGAACAUGAUAUUUUAUUAUGAAGUACUGUGCCCGCAAGUAAUAAUACCCAAACUAGUUUUGUUACUGCACUUUCUCUUUGUUUUUCAUACUGCGUCCACAAUUGUACUUAAGUUUUUUGAAUUUGGAAGCACAUUUUUGUGCAUUGUAUCAUGCUCUCAUGGAAAACUGGCACAAUCCAACAGAUCAAAGAGUAUGAACUAAUUUCUAAAUUGGUUUUGUACUCCAUAAUGCAAUACAGGUUUAUAUAUGUGGUGUCUGUCCUCUCUGUCAUCUCCAAAAGAGGAGGCACCAGUUUGAUCCUGCUGCCACUAUGAAUCAAGAGACAAAGAAGUUAGAUAUGAUUUAUAUCAAUGAGGCAAACUGUAAAUUUGUGCCACACUGGGAUUCAAACCUAUUUCUUCUGAUUUCUAAGAAGAUGCGCUGACCACUACGCCAUUUGGACACAGUGGUUAUCACAGCUGCAUGUACUACUGUAGCAUGCAUUCUGUGAGACCCAAAUUCUCAAGGAUCAAUAGUGUGUGGUAUAAGUUGAGAAUUUGGGUGUGAUGGGAGGCAUGAUAGGAUAUUCCAUGCAGUUACGGUAGCCACUGUGUCCGGAUGACAUAGUGGUCAUCACAUCUGCUUAGUAAGCAGGAGACCCGAAUUUGAAUCUCCGUGUGGCACAAAUGUUCAACUUGCCCCACUGAUGUAAUUUCAUGCCACUGGGAGCUAAUGUCUUUAAUUCUUUUGUGUCUCAAUACAGGUUUAUUAGAAAACUGUCUUCUUUUAUCAGGCUGUGCUAGAGAUAACCAGUAUGGUAAUGAAUCCUUCCAGUGAAAAUUCACACAGUUUUAAAAUCUUUUGUGCAUUUUUUCUGUUUUUAUUUUAUCUCAUUGGUGUGAUUGUAAAUAGUAAAAAAUGGUUACUCACACUUGUAGUAUGACAAGCAGUAGGAAAAGUUAAUGAAUGCGAACAGAUGUGCAAGUCACUGUAUUAAAAAAUAAUCGAUUUAAUUUGAAGAAAAUAAUCAUAGAGUUAGAAGUGACAAUUUCUUGAAUAUCAUAAAACUAAUUUUACAAUGAGCUGCAUAGUUUAUUAUCCCAGUUUUGAGAUUAUCUGCUUUAAAUUACUUGACAGACAUUUUUUGUAAGCAAAAUGAAGUUUUUGUGUUUUUAAUUUUUGUUUUAUAUUGGCAGAUAUACCAAAGAAUGCAGUUACAUUGAAAGUUCUGCUUUUUUUUUACAUGUUUCAUAAUGAUUUGUACUUCAUUUUCUUCCAAAUAUUUUCAAGUUUGUUGACUUCUACAUUCCAUAUGAUGAAGUGAAUUAGUUAACUUUUGCAUUCUAUAAGGUGAAGUGCAAAAAUGUAAUGUGGGUGAGAUUAAGUCAAUAUGUAAGACAUCUUCUGACAGAGACAAAUAACAAAUCAAUUUUUAGACUAAAAUACACAAGUAAAGUCAUUUUCAUGUGUGUGUUACAACUGUACUCAAUAAUUGUUGUUAUACAGCACAGUUACUUCAGACUUUUACAUUAUUUACUUUUGAUAGGAACUGAACAACUCAGUAUCAAACAUAUUACAGAGCUUCUUGAAGUGCUUGAACCCACCUAGACUGUACAUUUCAAAAAAAAAGUCUCAUUUACAUGAAAUAAAAAGCAUAUCAAAUGUAUGUGAUACAAUAUUAGACUGUGUAAAAUUAGAAUUUUGAUAUUUUAUUCAUCUGAGUACUAUGUAACAAAUUUUUAAAUGCCCGUGUGCAAUCAUCACAUGCAGAAAUGAAAUAGUAGCCAUAUACAUAUAAUCUGUACUAUGUAACUCACAAUUAUUUUUUUUUACUUGCUUGUGUACUAUGUUUAAAGUUAACUAUGGUAUGUAACUUUAGAGUUGGCUUUAAUACUUUGCAUACAUUGAUAUUCCCAGUGUCUUACCAUGCAGAGAAAAUAAGUAGUUAAAUUUGUGAAGUGCAGUCACCAUUGGUGGAAAGAAGGGGCAGAGGGAAUGAAUAAAUCAACACAAAAUAAUUUUGUUGUAAAAACAUUGUGAUUUCUUAAAUGUAGUGUUCACUGAUAACUCUGUAAUAUUUGUGUGCUAUAAAUAGUAUCGUUGUCAUUUUAUAAUAUUUAAUGUAAUAUUGUUGGAAACAUGUUUAGACACUGAGUUUCAGCCCAAGCAAACAAGACAAUAGCUAUGGAUGUACCAAAGAAACUCUCGUGGAAUUCAUCUGUGGAAAUAUUAGAAAAAUGUAGACAAGAAUGAGCACAUUGAGAUAUAUUUCAUAACAACUGUAGUGUUCCUUGGUUAAAAUUUUAAACUCACUAUAUUAAAAAAGUUUAAUGAUAUAUUAGAUGCUCUACAUAAAUGUACUUAGGCAGAUUAUAAAACAAAGUUGAUGAUAAAAUAGGCAAAUAUCAGGCUGGUUUCCACAAAGGAAGCUAUUUUUUCAAGCAAAUUUUCUACCACAACUAAUAAAUCGCAUAAAAUGAUGCCAGAACAAGACUAUGCACAUGGAAUUAUUUUCAGUGAGUUUCAAAAAGCAUACACUUCUAUCAGCAUCUCCUGUGUGUUCCAGUCACAAAAAAUUUUGAAAAAAGAUACCCAUUUCAGAAUUUUAAAUACCUCCUAUAAGUAAUUCAAAUGAAAGGAACUGACUAAAAAUGCAGAUAAUACCAGAACCAGAAAGCUUCACAUUACAUAUUAACUUUGCAAGGACACUUGUGCAGGUUUCAAGAAAAAUUGAAUAUAGUGAAUGCCAAGAAACUUUGACACUGGAAAUGAGAUAACAGAGUGAAAGGAAGAGGAAAAAAUAUCAGAAAGAAAGAUGAACGAAUACCAGUUCUUCCAAUAAGUCAUUAACAAUUAUUAUUUUACGUGGUCCAGUUCUUGUCUUAAUCAAAUCAAGAAGACAUGAAAUAUCCCUAGUUGCCAAGUUUACUUGGCAGAUAUAUAGACGGAUUGAAUUGAAGACUCUUGUGCUCAUUAUUUUAUUCUGUCAUUCUCAUUCUUAAUUUCAUUCUUCCUGCUCUCUGAUGAACUUCACGUGUUCUCCUUUGGGUUACUCUUUAUAUCUGAAAGUAAGCAAGCCAUUAUAAGGUGUGAGUAAACAUGGUCAUAAGGUGUGUGGUCAGAGCAGUUAAUUUUCACUUUUCUAAUAUUAUGCAGUUCUACUGAUGAUUGGUAUUUUUUCCACUGGAAUGAAGAAAUUUAUUGCCUUUUCUUCUUCUUUUUAACAUUUAAUAUCAUCAUAUUUUACAUUGAACAGAUGAUAGAACAUUUCCAGAAAUAUAUUGGAAACUCUUAUCUUUGGUGAUGAACCUAUCCAUCAUUUUGUUUCUACAGAUUGUAAGUUAAAUUUUGUGAAGACAUGAUUCCAGCUAUCCAGCUUUUCUGAUACUGAAUUUCUUGUUUGUUCCUUUACUGCAAACUCUUCCUGAACUUGAGAACUAGGCAGUCUAAUGGAUGGCAUUCUUUGAGCCAUUACUAUGACAGGCAGUAGAGAAAACAAGACACUCUUUCUUUUUGUUAAUUUGUAUCCAUUUAUAUACAACUGCAGAAUGUAUGAAAAAAUAUUUUUACUUUGUCAGUUUAAUUUUUUCCAGGCCAUGAUAUUUGGAAAACCAUCUAAACACUCUCAAGUGUAUAAAUAUACCAUUGUUAGGUUCUUCACGUGUAUACAUUGUUACCAUAUCCGUGUAGUGGAUAUGAGCUGUGCUUGUCAUACAAUUAUGUUGAUUUUUUCUAGUUUUAAUUUCUCCUCAGGUUCAGAAUUGGGUUUAAUAAAGCUGACUGUAGUAUAUAAACAUUGUUGCAAUUGUUAACUGUUGGGAGCAGAACGCUUGUUGGCAAAUUGAUACAAAGUAUAAGAAAGUUGUAAAAAUGUUGAGUUCCUCUUAAAGCUGAAAUAAUAGAUAUUGGCCCAAAUGUAUACAUUCAUUUUACUUUCUAUCAUAUUAGAUCCCAAAGAAAGUUACUGUGGUUUCAUUAUUUUUGUUUUUCAGUGUCAGAAAGUGGACUGUGACACAAAUUAUUGAUCUGUUGUUUCUGUAGCUACUGUCAUCUCAUACUUGAAGACUUACAUGGAUAACAGCUUACUCAGUAAGAAUGUGUGUGUAAUUGUAUGCAUUGGUUCUGAAGAGUUUCACUGAAUGAAUAUUUUGUUUGACUCUAUGGUUAAAAUAAAAUGAAGACAUGGUCUGUUACAAAAAAGCAGUGUUGUCAGUCAGUUACACUUGUGUAAGCAAGUGAAAUAAUGAAUAUCUAGACUAAGACAAUAUUUUAAAAAAGUCUUCAGAAGAGCAAAUAAUUUCAACAGUUAAACUGCAUAAAUAUGUUGGUCUUUCUGUCUAUCUGCCAGGAAGUUUCGUACUUCUAUCCUUUUUGUUGUAAAUUAUGUUCCACGAUUUUCACAUUAUUUAAGUUUCAUUUGCAUCUGAAGUAGUAAUUAAAAUUUUUUGGCAAAAUAUGUAGAUAUAAUAUUAAGAAAAUGACUUGUAUUCAGAUACUAAUAAUACUAUCUGAUAAAUUUACCUACUUAAUACGUAUAGAAUACCAGAGAUCAACCCCUACUUUCCCCUCCCCCUGUCAUUACAUGUGCACAGAAGGUAUUACUAUUUACAGUAUUGACUUAAUCAGUACCCAAACCAAAUUAUUAAUUAUUCUCUCAAUCUAAUAUGGAUAAAAGUAUGAGGUACUUUAACAUAAUCACCGUGUGAAAUAUGGAAGGAAUGUACACUAUUUAGAUGCCAGUUCAGCAUUACAGUGCCCAUUACUAUGUAGCAAACAAAAUAUUAUCCAGUCACUGCUAAAUGCAGCUGUACCUUUGAUAAUGUUGUCUCUGAAGUCAUUGAGAUUAUUAAAAGUUUGCAUAUUCCAUUAUCCACAUACUCACAUGUCAUAGUAAAAGUCUUCCCAUUGUUUCUGUAAAUUUCUUGAGCAUAUCCUAUAAAAUGUUUACUCAGUAGAUUCGCUGAAAUGCGUUUUACAAUAUUUAAUGAACUGAAGUUCUUAUUGUACAACUGUACUUCAUCUAUGAAAAGCAAUAUUCAUAUUACUAGAAUGAAACAUCCCAGGGCAACAUUUUAUGUGUGUUGCUUGAGGAUUUUUUAAAGAAUUCAUUAACUUGUAUAACUUUUUCAAAUAAAUAUAUAUGAUAACUGAAAAAGAGGAUAGGGAAUGACAUAUUAUGUGACAGGCAAUUCAGUCAAACAUUUUAUUAUGUUAAUAUUUUAUUAAUCAAAUGUUAUUAUAUCUGACAAUGUAUACCAGAGCUUUAAGUGAACAUGUGCUUUAACUUGUCUAUGGUUACUGCCCACAUGAAAAACUAGAGUUAAAAUUUAGAGGUUUGGGUAAACUUAUUUUUUGUUGCUAAAGCAGAUAUAGUAACAUACACUGUGAAAUAUUCGUGGUGUAUGAGGCAAUUUUUUUUAUGUCAGAUGCCAUUUGGAUUAACUUUAGAACAUAGGACUUCAAAAUAAAUAGUUAGGCCCUACUAACUUUCAGUACAUGGGUCCAUUUAUAAGCAGUAGUAUUAGAGAAUGUCAUUACAAAUAAACUGAGAAGUAUUUGAAGAAUGUGACAGGGGCACUUUACAUUGGGCAGGUGGUUUUAAAUUUUUUUCUAAAACAACUUUUUAAUCUUUAGCUCAUAUUACAUCAUAUAUCGAUCAUCUGUUUUAGGUGUCAACAAUAAUAAUGCAUACAUUUAGUCUGAAAUAACUUGAACACACCUGUGACCUGCAGUAACUGACCAGUGUAUGAUAUUAAAAUUUAAGUGGGGAUAGAAGAUGAAGAGAUGGCAACCGUAAUGUGGAAGUAGUGGUAUUUGUACUCUUACAGCAGCUCUUUUGAGAUGAAGUAAUGACACGUUUUAUUUUGCAUAUAUGCCUCUUUCAAAUAAAAUAAGAAUUAUUCUGUUAAUGCUAAUGACAGUUUUUCUGUGUCUUUUAAAUGAAUGGAUAAGAGCAGCCAAAUUAUUCUUUUGUACAUGUGAGCUUCAGUUCCUUGAAUUCUAAAUAAUGGCCUUUUCUCUUAUUUAUUUCUAAUUAAGUAAUUUUGGAGGAUAGUGUAAGUUGUCUAUAGUGAAUUGUAAAGCUGUCUGUAACUUGUGCAAAUUGCUGACUCUUGUUUCAGUUUCCUAAAUAUCUCUUGUAGAUACUUUUCAAACCAUAGUGUAGUUUGCACUGAUAUUUUUAAUUGUUGGAUUUAUAUUCCUGUUUAAAGGAAUGGUAUUUUAAAAUUAUUGUCAUAUGAAACAUGUAUAUCAUUGUUAAUAAAUAAUAAAAUAAUUUUAUUUACUUUGA
This is a messenger RNA of Schistocerca serialis cubense, 7744 nucleotides long. Its product is annotated as lysoplasmalogenase-like protein TMEM86A. The record is from RefSeq and is a predicted model, not a curated record. Gene Ontology annotation, cellular component: membrane. NCBI's taxonomy places the organism in Eukaryota, Metazoa, Arthropoda, Insecta, Orthoptera, Acrididae. The coding region runs from base 140 to 910 and encodes 256 amino acids. The transcript is spliced from 7 exons.